Messenger RNA from Colletes gigas, 2525 nucleotides. Its product is annotated as poly(A)-specific ribonuclease PARN-like. The coding region runs from base 117 to 1847 and encodes 576 amino acids. Lineage: Eukaryota; Metazoa; Arthropoda; Insecta; Hymenoptera; Colletidae. The record is from RefSeq and is a predicted model, not a curated record. Gene Ontology annotation, biological process: nuclear-transcribed mRNA poly(A) tail shortening. The transcript has 12 exons. Gene Ontology annotation, molecular function: RNA binding; metal ion binding; poly(A)-specific ribonuclease activity. Gene Ontology annotation, cellular component: cytoplasm; nucleus.
GAUCGUAAGGGAUCGGUGGGUCCCGUUAGUUUUCGCGUCUAAUUACAGUUCCGGGUAGAAAAUCAAAAAUGUCUGCUACAGGUUGAGUGUGGAUAAACAACGUAUAAGGUUAAAAAAUGGAAGUGACUCGCCAGAAUUUUCAAGAGGUCCUCACAGAAUUGGAUGAUAUUUUGAAAACUGCUUCGUUUCUUGGAAUCGAUGGAGAAUUCACAGGACUUAAUUCAGGGCCUGAUGCUGGGGUUUUCGAUACACCUGCCCAGUAUUAUGCAAAACUAAGAGCAGGAUCCAUGGACUUUCUUCUUGUACAACUUGGCCUGUCUGUUUUUACAUUUGAUACGGAAACACAAAAGUAUAAUCAGCGAUCGUACAAUUUUUACAUUUUUCCACGUCCCUUGAAUCGCGCAGCUCCAGACUGCAGGUUCAUGUGUCAGGCUUCGUGUAUAUCAUUUUUGGCCACGCAGGGUUUCGAUUUUAAUAAACUUUUCAUGUUUGGUAUUCCUUACUUAACGGCAAGCGAGGAGGAGAAGUUGCUAAAGCGAUUGGAAGAGAGGCAAAAAGCUAGGGACGAAGUGGCAGAAUUGGUACCUAUUAUGGACGAUGAUAGACCUCAGAUUGAAGAAAUAUGUUCAAGAAUAGACGAGUUUAUCGCUUCCGAAGCGGAAGAAUUGACGAUAGAUAAGUGUAAUGCUUUUAUUAGACGACUCGUGUAUCAAGAAGUAAAAGUGAGAUGGCCAAACAAAUUGAGGGUCGAAAGUAAAUCCGAUUGUUCCGGAUAUAGUCUCGUAGUACAAAGAUCGGGGAGUAAAGAAGAAGAAGAACAAAAGGAAACAUUGAGAAGAGAGAAAGAAAUAACAGAGAUCAAAGAGGCAAUCGGAUUAAGUGCACUUUUGAAAAAAAUUUCAGAAUCUAGGAAAUUAAUAGUUGGACACAACAUGUUACUAGAUCUCUGUCAUAUAAUACAUAAGUUUUUUGGACCUUUACCGGAGAGUUAUCUCGAAUUUAAGUCUCUCGUUCAUAGUUUAUUUCCUAGAAUUUUAGAUACCAAAGUACUUUGCCAAUCACAACAAUUCAAGGAAAACGUACCAUCGUCGAAUUUGAGCGUACUGCUAAAAAGGGUUAGCCAAGCACCAUUUAACAUUCCGGAUGUGGAUUCUAUCGGUGAUAGAAGUUACUCCACAACGACCGAUAAAUGUCACGAGGCGGGUUACGACGCAUACAUUACCGGAAUAUGUUUCAUUGCAUUGUGCAAUUAUCUCGGUUCCUUACAAAAGCCUGAGGUUUCAAUAGUUCUUGCAAAUUCACAACUUCUCAAUCCCUUUCUCAACAAACUUCUCAUAGCAAGGUUAAAAGAUUAUCCCUAUGUGAGCCUAGUUGGAAAGGAUCCAAACCCUAGCAGAGAUCACGUGUUUCAUAUAACAUUCCCGAAAGAGUGGAAAUAUAGCGAUAUUUCGCAACUGUUUAGUCCAUUUGGAGGCGUGUACGUAUCGUGGUUAUCCGACACAUCCGCGUAUGUAGCAUUAAAUCGUCGUGAGCAAGCCAGCGCAGUGGCAAAAAAUCUAUGUAAAGCAAGUACGUAUAGGCUACAAAAAUAUGUCGAGCAUCAAGCAUCGUUAGAGAUAAACUGCAAUGUGGGAGAUCGUAAAAGAAAGUUAUCUUCGUCCGAAGAUGUCGCGGUGGAAACGGGGGAGAACUCGGUGUCGACGAACGGCGCAAAGAAGACGCAGAACGAGGAUGAGUGGAAGGUGGCCACAGGGAAACGGCGCCGAAAGCGGAAGUACAAUGACGUUGACACUGCUCAAGUAUCGGACAUGAAGAAGGCCUUCGCCGAAGUGGCCUCUUGGCGUUAAUUAGACUAAAACGAUGGUGAAUAAGUUGAGGAUGUCGAGACAGGUCGGCAUCAUUUUGUUCAUUAUAUAAUUUCUUGUUUCGUGAUUUUCAAAGCGACACGGAUAUUCACGCAAUUUAUUUUCUUUUCUUCCACGUAUACAUGACAGAAUGAAGUAAUAAUCUAACGUAGUUAGAUAAUGCUACAAUUGCACUGAUUAUUUUGCAUCGUGUUUUCACUGUAUUUAGUUUUUCGAUAAAUUUACGAAAUUUAGUUAAACGAACUUAAUUAAAAUUUAUGUUCAACUGUCGUUUAAAAAGUAAGGACGCGUUCAAAAUUUAAAAAUAUUUUUAUUAUCGAUCAUUUCCCUACGAACAGUUGACUUUUUAGGGAAUCGAUGGAUAAUUCAAACAUUUCAAAAGUUUGAAUACAUAAGUUUCGUCUUCUCAGACGGCUUGUACAUCUGUGUAAGAAAAAUCAAACUUUUUAAGGAAUGCAUAGAAUGGCAAUUGUUUCACGCUGUUAUUAAAUGAUGUAGUUAAAUAUUGUAAUUUAGAAAGCGAUCUUGUUCUGAUACAGGAUCGUCUUAUAAUAUGUAAGUGAGUUCUCACGAAUAUAAAUACACGCUUACAAAAUAUUUUUCCUAUAUAAUGGACCACACAGUCCGUUACUGAACGUGACAAACAACAGAUUGAUACAA